AUGUCAACAAGUGUGUGCCAAGGGAUGCAAACACAGUUUGAUCCAUGGCUCGCCGAGCCACGGAUCAUCGGGUUCAAAUUAUCUCAGCCAGCAUCCAAGAUUUCACUGUCUACUGUAAGUUUUCCUAGGUCUCCAAGUGAAAUAAUCAACCCAAAGAAGACCUCAAGAAAUGGUGAUUUAGGUGGUUGGAGUUUCUUGCAAACUCUUACAAACCCAACUCAUAUUUCCGAAACUGUGAAAGAGGGAGACAAGGAUAAGGAGAAAGAGUAUAUUCAUCCUCUUGUCAAAAAAUCAGCUUCAGUUUUGAGUGAGAAAAGCUUGGAGAUGUGUACAGAAAGCUUAGGGAGUGAAACUGGCAGCAUCAUCAGUGAUAGUGGGGAUGAACUAAUCUCUUCAUCUUUCGUGUCAGAAUUCGAAAAAUCUCCUAGAAUGUCUUGUGUUACUAUGAUCAAAGAGAGGUCGACGAGCAGCAGUAGCUUCCCACCACCAAUAAGUACCUUUAGGAGUGGUUGUUCGGGUGGAUUUCAAGUCGAAUCUCAAAGACAAGAUGGGAGGUUAGUUAUAAAGGCGGUUAGUGUUGGCACCAGUCAGGGUUGUUUCAAGGCUGAGAGGACUAAUGGAAGGCUUACGCUUCGUUUCCUAGAUAACUCGUGUGGGGCCGAAGAUGAAUGCAACCGAGAAUCUUCCCAAGGAGAUGAAUUCUAUGAUGGUAACGACAACAAUGAAGGCAAUGCCAAUGAUGAUGAGUAUAUAGUUAAUGAUGGACAGUUAUACAAUGAGAUGGAAGAAAGUAGUGGAAAUGUUGUAGAUGAAGUUGAAUCAAGUAAUUUUAGUAGAAGAAGCCGGUGUAACGAAGAAGGAGCUGCUAGGAUGUGCAAAGAACUGCAAAAUUGGGAGCCAUUUUUGGUUGCUAGCUCUUGA
Molecule: messenger RNA, 921 nt
Organism: Chenopodium quinoa (quinoa)
Lineage: Eukaryota; Viridiplantae; Streptophyta; Magnoliopsida; Caryophyllales; Amaranthaceae
Product: protein FANTASTIC FOUR 1-like
Exons: 2
Coding region: 1-921 (306 amino acids)
Source: RefSeq, a predicted model, not a curated record